GCGUCUGCGUGUGCUCGCCUUCUCUGUCAUUCUCUCUUUUUCCCGGUUUUAUUUAUCCUCUCUCUCUAUACGAAUGUUCAUGUAGCAACCAUGAUUCCCAAUAAAUCGAGCUUGAGGGAAAAAAAUUAUUUGAUCGGAAAGGUUUCACCUUAAUUUGCAUGUUACCUUAUCAAGGUAAUGAAGGGAUUGCCUGAGAAGUCUGUGGAUUCAAAAUUUUGUGUGGGAAGUUCAGCUGGAUCUACAGAAAAAGAGCCCUUUUCACCAUUUGACACAGAGAGAGAAAAUUGUCAGUCGAAGUCUCUAAGAACUUCUUUAUGGUCAAGCUUGGUGACAUCUCCAUUUUCUAUGUUUGAAUCAUAUAAUGAGUCAAAUUCCAGUGUUAAGACCAAGGUUUUGAGAAAUAGAACAUACAGGUGGUCUGCAGCUCUUAGGAGAGCGUUGGCUGGUAGCCCAAUGAGGCUACUCCAGGAGCGUAUUCUGGGGCUGUGCAAGACUGGUGUUUCUAACUCAAAUGGCGAUAUAUGGCUCUUGGGGGUUUGCUAUAAAGUUUCAUCGGGGGAAUCCUCUAGUGACUUAACUCAUGCUAAUGGUAAAGCUGCAUUUUUGCAAGAUCUCUCAUCACGGAUUUGGAUCACUUAUCGGAAAGGUUUUGAGACUAUCGGGGACUUAAAGCUCACUAGUGAUGCCGGUUGGGGUUGCAUGAUCAGAAGCAGUCAGAUGCUUGUUGCUCAGGCUUUGCUUUCUCAUCAUUUGGGGCGAUCUUGGAGCAAACCUACUCAUAAGCCAUUUGAUCCGGAGUAUGUCGCGAUUUUGCAUCUCUUUGGUGAUUCUGAGGCAUCUUCGCUGUCCAUACACAAUCUACUUAAAUAUGGGAAAGGAUAUGGUUUGGCUGCUGGUUCUUGGUUAGGACCAUAUGCUAUGUGUCGUACCUGGGAAACUCUUGCCCGUAUAUCAAGGGAGCAGAUCCAUCUUGGAGAUCGAAACGUAUCCUUGCCCAUGGCUUUGUAUGUUGUCUCUGGAGAUGAAGAUGGAGAAAGGGGAGGAGCUCCAGUUCUCUGCAUUGAGGAUGCUGAAAGGAUUUGCGCUAGCUUCUGUGGGGGUCAAGAGAGUUGGGCACCUCUUCUUUUGUUGGUUCCGCUGGUUCUUGGACUUGACAAGGUUAAUCCCAGGUAUAUCCCAUCAUUGUGGGCAACCUUCACCUUUCCUCAAAGCACUGGCAUCUUGGGUGGAAAACCAGGGGCUUCAACAUAUAUAGUUGGUGUGCAAGAUGAUCAAGCUUUAUAUUUGGAUCCUCAUGAAGUUCAAUCGGUUGUAAAUAUUGACCCAGGCAAUUUGGAGGCCGAAACAUCUUCCUAUCACUGCAAUGUUGUAAGACAGAUGCCUUUUGACACGAUUGAUCCCUCAUUGGCAAUCGGAUUCUAUUGCCGUGAUAAAGAUGAUUUUGAGGAUUUUUGCACUCGGGCUGCUGAGAUUGCGAGUAAUUCAAAUGGAGCACCAUUGUUUACUGUUACAAAUUCGAAACCAGUGAAGAAGGGCGCAUUGGCAAGCGGGUCUAGUGUUUGUGAAGAUGAAGUCAGCAACCAAAAACUGGUUUUGGAGGCCGAUUCUUUCGAGGGAGAGGCCAACAGUCUCUCGAACGAGGAUGAUUGGCAGCUUCUUUGAGAGGACUUCUCAAGUUAUGGAAUCCCAACGAGGGGUUGGGAAAGCAGUGGCUUGGGUGUUAUUGAUGAAUGUUCCUCAGGGUCUCAUUCCCGUUCAAUUUCUUUGUACAUCUAGCUGCAAAGCACAUACCUGAACUGGUAUAUAGACCCUUUCCAAUUGAUAUGGGUAUUGGUUACCUUUUCUAAAUUAUUGGUUUGAGCUGGGGCUCUUGAUUUAGGGAUGCUUCUUUUAGGGCUCUGAAUCCGUGCACUCAUGGGAAACUGCGAAAACUUAGGUGCUUUCUCUAGGAAUGUGCUUUCUGUAGCUAGGCUUGCAAAAACAUUAAUUUAAUUGAUAUUUGUAUUUGUCUUCACAGUGUCUUACUCUCCUAUAGGGGUAUGACUUCUUGUGGUGCGAGGUGAUCCUGACCCAAGUAAAUCCUUGUAGAUCUUGAAGUUUGAGUUUAAAUGCUUGAUCCAUGUUCUACGUGAAUAGCUUGUAUAAUACUUUUGUAGCUUUAAUUUAUUGGGACUUUACGAUGA
Messenger RNA from Amborella trichopoda, 2183 nucleotides. Its product is annotated as cysteine protease ATG4. Gene Ontology annotation, molecular function: protein-phosphatidylethanolamide deconjugating activity; cysteine-type endopeptidase activity. Gene Ontology annotation, cellular component: cytoplasm. Gene Ontology annotation, biological process: protein delipidation; C-terminal protein lipidation; protein processing. The record is from RefSeq and is a predicted model, not a curated record. Lineage: Eukaryota; Viridiplantae; Streptophyta; Magnoliopsida; Amborellales; Amborellaceae.